AUGACGUUGUACGCCAAGGGGGCGUCCACAAUGAUGAAGUUAGCGAUCCGCAUCCUUCUGAGCGGUUCUUCCCCAAGCGAAAUGGCCAACUUCAUCUGGCAGACUGGUUGGACCUUGUUACCAGUGAAUCCGAACAAGGGCGUGGUCAUUGGUAGUAGCUCCGCCCUGUCGAUCUGGAGCUGCUUGCAUUUCCUGAUCAUCCCAUUAAGAAACACAAUAGUAACCAAUAGAAGGAUCCUUGCAGAAAUGAUUUCUGUGAACAUGGCUUCUAAUCCUUCAGGAGAAUCUUACAACCCAAAAAGACUAGGAAAAAACAAACAUCAAUGGUCUGCUAUAGAAGAUGUUGCACUUAUUGAAGCAUUGAUGCAAUUAAAUAAUGCUGGAGAUCUUAGAAACAAGAAUGAGAAAGGUUUUAGGCCAGGACAUGGAUUAAAGCUACAACAAAUGCUUGAGGUUAGCUUGCCUGAACAUGGAAUUAAGGCAAAACCACAUAUUGAAUCAAGGUUAAGAACUUUCCAGAAGCUACACAAUGUUGUGCAUGACAUGUUGUAUGGAGUUGGUAGCAGCGGUUUUGGUUGGGACUCAGAAAAAAAACUUGUUACGGCUGAGAAUUCCAUGUGGGAUGAAUAUAUUAAGACUCAUGGAGAUGCAGAACAAUUUAGAUACAAGUCAUUGACUUACUAUGAGGAACUUUCUGUCAUCUUUGGUGGAGACCGUGCAUCUGGGAAAGAUGCUCAAGUUCCUACUGAUAUUGUGGAAGAAAUAGACAAAGUUGCAGUUGAUAAUGAUGAAAGUAUAGGCAUUGAUGGGGAUUAUGCUUCAUAUGGCCAAGAUUUCAAUUUUGGAUCAAACGAAGAGAAUUCUAAGCCAAAAAGGAGAAAGACCGAGAGCACUAAAGAUUUGUCUCAAGUUAUUAGAGAGGCGACAGCUAUUCUUGGGGAAGAACUUAACAAUGCAAGUAACCGAUUAAGUAAAGCAUUGGAAUAUGAUGAAGUCACUGAAAAAAAAAUGAAAAUCAAUGAGGUUUUAAUAAAGUUACCUGGGCUUAGCAUGUUGGAGCGACACAAAGCGACAAGAAAAAUUGGUUGUGAUCGUGAGACUACAGAUAUUUUCUUUACCAUAUCAGAUGAUGAGAAAGAAGUUUUUGUGAAAGCAUUAUUGAAUGGAGAUAUUUGA
Messenger RNA from Zingiber officinale, 1176 nucleotides. RefSeq lists its product as uncharacterized. NCBI's taxonomy places the organism in Eukaryota, Viridiplantae, Streptophyta, Magnoliopsida, Zingiberales, Zingiberaceae. The coding region runs from base 1 to 1176 and encodes 391 amino acids. The transcript is spliced from 4 exons. The record is from RefSeq and is a predicted model, not a curated record.